Messenger RNA from Hordeum vulgare subsp. vulgare (domesticated barley), 854 nucleotides. Its product is annotated as macrophage migration inhibitory factor homolog. The coding region runs from base 120 to 737 and encodes 205 amino acids. The transcript has 3 exons. Gene Ontology annotation, molecular function: phenylpyruvate tautomerase activity. The record is from RefSeq and is a predicted model, not a curated record. NCBI's taxonomy places the organism in Eukaryota, Viridiplantae, Streptophyta, Magnoliopsida, Poales, Poaceae.
UCCUUCCUCGCCACAAGGUCGAGUGAGGUCCCCAGCUCUCCCAUUACACACUUCCCCAGUCAUCCACCAAAGGCGCAGAGGAGAGGAGAGGAGAGGAGAAGGCGAGAAGGAGGAAGAAGAUGCCUUGCCUGAACGUGUCGACGAACGUGAACCUGGAGGGGGUGGAUACCUCCGCCGUCCUCGCCGACGCCUCCAGCACCGUCGCAACCAUCAUCGGCAAGCCGGAGGCCUAUGUGAUGGUUGUUCUCAAGGGUUCAGUGCCCAUGGCAUUCGGAGGUACCCAGGAGCCUGCAGCCUAUGGCGAGCUUGUUUCCAUCGGAGGGCUGAACCCUGAUGUGAACAAGAAGCUGAGCGCUGGCAUUGCUUCCAUCCUGGAGUCAAAGCUGUCCAUCUCCAAGUCCCGCUUCUACCUCAAGUUCCAUGAUUCAAAGGCAAGCAGACAUUAUUUGUCAGCGACUGCUCAUCCAUGGGUCUUGAUCAGACAUCAUCAUGUUCUCAUUGCAUUUCUGCUGUUUGUUAGGCCCAUCCUGCACAAGAACAUGCUCAAUGUUUGCAUGCUUUGCAUCAAGAGUAGAUCAUCGCUCGGACUUUGGAUGGAACGGAACCACCUUUUAGAUGAGUCAUAUGGCGUGGAGUCCUGUAUGAACUUCAGAGUUCCUAAUAUUCUGUUCAUUGCCUAUUUAAGGAGAAACUGCGGCAGUAAGACAUCGUGUCAGUUUAAUGGCCAGUGUUUAUGAGUGCUGGACUACUUGUGUGAUCUAGUUGGUUUGGUUUCGUACUUGCCAUGGCAAGGGAUCGUCGCAACUGUUCGGUUCGAUUUGUAAUCAUGAAUCCUUUCUGACGUCCUCUUUUUA